Spodoptera litura is the source of this 1124-nucleotide messenger RNA. It is a transcript of the gene Tsen34, whose product is annotated as tRNA splicing endonuclease subunit 34. Gene Ontology annotation, cellular component: tRNA-intron endonuclease complex. The record is from RefSeq and is a predicted model, not a curated record. Gene Ontology annotation, molecular function: nucleic acid binding; tRNA-intron lyase activity. NCBI's taxonomy places the organism in Eukaryota, Metazoa, Arthropoda, Insecta, Lepidoptera, Noctuidae. Gene Ontology annotation, biological process: tRNA splicing, via endonucleolytic cleavage and ligation; tRNA-type intron splice site recognition and cleavage.
UUAUUUUUAGUAAGUAUAGGGGGAUCUCUCAUUUCGAACAGUUGUAAUUUAAUUUCUUUCAUUCAUUUGCAUUAUAUAUAUACAAUUUUUGUUGUUUAUCUAAGUGUAGUGGCUUAAGUGGCUAGGUCAACAGAUUUUCUUGUGCUAUGAUACCACUUUAUGUUGAAAAUGGCUCUGCCUAUGUAUGGAACUCUGAAGAUUGGUACGAGCUACGAGCCAACCACCGAAUAUGCGGUUCAUUAAUUGGAUCUUUACCAUCAUUCCCAAGGCAAAAUGAUUUUUUAGGUUUACCCAUGGCUUUGACAUCAGAAGAAGCUGCAUUAUUAGUAAACCAAGGGAUUUGUCAGUUAUUUGAAGUGCCAAACCUAACAAUGAAACCAUCAGAAGAUGAAAAGCAGUUGAUAAAGGAAUUGGAACAGAAUGUUUUAAUGGAACAAACAGAUGCUCUGAAGAAAAAGAAAAUAGAGCAGUUGUCGCAGAAGAUUGAUAUUAUAAUUGCUGGGAAAAGACAAAAGUUGCUGUCAAAAGGCAUAACAGAUGUUAAAUUAGAUAAGCAAGCAUUAUUACAAGAGGAAAUCAGUAAAUUACCAAAGUUAGCUCCUGCUCAUGUAUUAACUCAUUUGCCAACUGAACAUUACAUGGACACGGAAAAGAAAAAUGUGGCUAUUGAUGUUUUGAGACCCAGUGUAGUAGAAGGAAAAGGUGCUAUCAAGUAUAAAAUAUUCAAGGAUUUGUGGGAAAAGAAAUUCCAUAUUACAAGUGGAUCAAAAUUUGGUUGCGACUUCUUAAUUUAUCCAGGAGACCCAGUGAAGUUUCAUGCAACAUAUAUGGUGCAAUGUGUUUAUAAUCAAGAGGCCACCAUGAGACCUGCAGAAUUAGUAGCAUUUGGAAGACUGUCUGUUACAGUGAACAAAUUGGCUGUUUUUGCUUUUUACAAUUCUCACGAACAAGUUGAAUACCAAACACUUCAAUGGCAUGAUAAUGUUACAUAAAUAAAUUAAAUCCUAAUUAAUGGUUUCUUAUCCUUAUUAAUUUGUCGAUAAUACUUAGUGGAGCAAAACUGGAUGUUCCCAUAGGACACAAUUACAUGUCAUUUUAUCACAGAGAGAGGGGCGCCUCUUUCU